Messenger RNA from Brassica napus (rape), 2023 nucleotides. RefSeq names its product squamosa promoter-binding-like protein 10. Gene Ontology annotation, molecular function: DNA binding. The record is from RefSeq and is a predicted model, not a curated record. Lineage: Eukaryota; Viridiplantae; Streptophyta; Magnoliopsida; Brassicales; Brassicaceae. The transcript is spliced from 5 exons. Gene Ontology annotation, cellular component: nucleus. The coding region runs from base 737 to 1834 and encodes 365 amino acids.
AUAAAAUUUUAAAUCUCAAUCUCAAAUCUCUACCCCUUAACUCUAAACCUUAAGAUUUGGAUUAGUUAACCUUAUGGGUAUAAUUGUAUAUUUACAUCUUUAAUGAAACACUUUGGUUAUUUUGAUCUUUAGAGUCUACGAAGGUGAUUGGUAAGUGUUGUGAGUGUUUUCUACAGCUCAUUUUUUUUCUACUUCCAUUUUAGUUUAACAAUCAUGCUUUAAAGAAAAAGAUUUAAAACUACAGCUAUAAAAACUAAAAUAGGAAACAAAAUAGCUUUGGAAUUCAAUUUUUCUAAAACUUUAUAUUUAGUGCUCUGAGAAUAAUUAAUCUACGGUUACGGCAAUAAAAUUCUAGAACUAUUAAUCAUCUCAGAAAUUUUUUUUAGUGCUAGUAUUUCCUUGAAAUUAAUCCAGUAUUACCAGACAAUUAUACACCAAUCCAAAACUGAAAGCAAAAAGUAAACUAAAAACACACAAAUAAUAAAAAAAGCAAAGCAAAACAGUAACAGUGAGAAUAAUAAAUGAAAAAAAAAAUAAUGAAGGAGGAUGAGGAAGAAGAAAGUUAUCGGGAGUCCCCUGAACCAGCUCAUUCCGUUCCCCUGAGGCGAUUUCACUGUCGCUUUUAGUCAAAACGCUUCUUCUCCGAUCGGUCUCUUACUCUCUGUUUUCUACUUCAGGAUUUGUUGCUCUGGCUUUAGUGGUGUGUGGGUCUAUAUGAAAACAACCCACAUCUUCAAUGGACUGCAACAUGGCAUCUCCGACGUGGGACUGGGAUCAUUUGAUCAUGUUCAAUCCCUCAGAGACUGAAAACGACAAGAACCAGCAGCCGUCUCCUGAGUGGGAGAUUGAGAAAGGCGAAGGAAUUGAAUCUAUGUUUCCCUGUUUCGAUGGCCUCGAGAAAGUCAGUAGCGGCACUCCCUCCGGUUUCUGGCACUCGCAGUCGACCUCAACCAACUCUUCCUCUCCCAAAGUCAAACAAACCAACCUUGCGUCGGAAAGUUCCCCUGGCGAUUCUUGCAGCAACGUGGAUUCUGUCUAUGUGAAGGCUUCCACAUCUGCUGAAUCUGAUCUUUGUUUGGAGCUAGGAAAGCAGACAUACUCUGAAGAAUUUUGGUGUAGAGACAAUAAUGACCUUUCAGCCGUUUCUAUGAAUGCUCGUAAGAAACAGAGCGUUCAAGUCCCGCGUUGCCAAAUUGAUGGCUGUGAGCUGGAUCUCUCAUCUGCUAAGGAUUAUCAUCGCAAGCAUAGAGUCUGCGUUAACCAUUCAAAGUGCCCGAAAGUGACUGUGGGUGGCCUGGAACGUCGGUUCUGCCAACAGUGUAGCAGGUUGCAUGCCGUCUCUGAAUUUGAUGAGAAGAAACGAAGCUGCCGUAAACGUCUUACGCAUCAUAACGCGAGGCGUCGCAAGCUGCCAGGAAUAUUUCCAUUGAAUCCAGAGAGGGUUUGCAAUCCAAGACAUCAUACAAAUAUGUUGUGGGAUGAGAUGUCUCUAAACACGAAAUCUGAAGAAACGUUAGCAUGGGAUACAACUUAUGAUACAAAGCCUACACAGAUAGAAAGCGGCUUUACUUUGAGCUUCCAGAGAGGCCAUGGCCGCCCUGAUGAGCAGGUGGUUGCUGGUAGCAGCCGCUCUUUCUCUCCGUAUCAAACCUCUAGCGGGUUCCAACUUCCCAGCAAAGGUGUAGGAGAAUACUCAGGAGGCCUCAAUGAAUCGCAAGAUUUCUACAGUGCUCUCUCUCUUCUGUCAACGUCUUCGGAUUCACGUGGGACCAAACACAAUCCCAUGGUCGAGUCACAGCCAAUACAUGGCACUUUCCCUACUCAUUUUAUGUAGAUGCGUAAGGAAUGCGUGUGUCUCACUCCAUGAGAAAGUCAAGUUGCAUCCACUGGAGUUUCUUUUCAAAUAAAGUAAGAAUGUGUAACGUUCAUUGUUCAAGCUUAAACCCUGUACACAGUCAACUUCUUCUUGGAUUCUGUUGUAUGUCAACUUCGUUAUUUGAUCAGACAUGUCUAGUGUUUUAUA